Penicillium maclennaniae is the source of this 2427-nucleotide messenger RNA. RefSeq names its product Elongator subunit ELP2. Gene Ontology annotation, cellular component: elongator holoenzyme complex. Gene Ontology annotation, molecular function: protein binding. Bases 1 to 2427 code for a protein of 808 amino acids. The record is from RefSeq and is a predicted model, not a curated record. The transcript has 2 exons. NCBI's taxonomy places the organism in Eukaryota, Fungi, Ascomycota, Eurotiomycetes, Eurotiales, Aspergillaceae. Gene Ontology annotation, biological process: tRNA wobble uridine modification.
AUGCCGUCUGUAUCAACCGACUAUAUCAGCGUGGGAGGAAACCGACACCCCGGCUCGGCUGAUUGGGAUGUCCAGACAGGUGUACUAGCCUACGGCGCAGACAAUAAUGUAGCCUUGUGGAAGCCUCUGGAUGCCUCUUGUCGAGGCGUGUAUGCCCUCCUCGUAGGUCAUUCCGACAAAGUCAGCAUAAUAAGAUUUUACACAUGCCGUUCCACUGGAACGAGGUUCCUUCUUACCGGCUCCGUCGACAGAACAGUUCGAGUAUGGCGGGAAGAUUCUGCCGCCUUGGGUCAUUACAGACAUGUCUCUACACUGGAGGGACACACGGGGUCAGUGAAUGCACUUGCGGUGGCCGACGGCUCAGACGUUGUUGCAACUGGAGCUUCCGACGGAACGAUGCGCACUUGGAGACUGAAAGUCAAUGCGCAGGGUGAAUUGGAGAGCGAGUUGCUUGAAACAAUCACAAUGAAGCCGCGAUUUUUCCCGUUAUCACUAGCUCUGCGCGUGCUCGAGGGUGACCAGGGAAAGUCGCUGGUAUUGGCCGUCGCGGGGACUACCACCGCAGUGCAUAUCUACGUUGCGGAGACCUCUGACAGGCCAACCUUCCAACGUCGCGCCAUACUAUCCGGUCACGAGGCUUGGGUCAGAUCUCUCUCGUUCACGCAAGACUCACAAAGCAGCACUAACGAUAUCUUGCUGGCUUCGGCCAGUCAGGACAAAUACAUUCGGCUAUGGCGACUGCGCCGCGGUGAAGUAGAGAUUUCUGCACCCGUGGAGGAUGACGCGGAUCCUCUUCUGGGCGGUCUGGAGCCAACGCUAUCUAACAAGGCCCAUGAAUUCGAAGCAGCUGGAUCCAAAUUCUCAAUUACCUUCGAAGCCCUGCUCUUUGGAAACGAAGACUGGAUUUACACGGCAAGAUGGAACCCCGACCCAAACCGGUCGCAGCUUCUAUCAGCUUCUGCCGACAAUACAGUCACGAUCUGGGAACAAGACCCAUUAUCUGGUGUGUGGAUGUCAGUGGAGAGAAUGGGUGAGAUCAGUGUGCAAAAGGGAUCCACUACAGCUACUGGUAGUACUGGCGGCUUCUGGAUUGGACUCUGGGCCCCCGAUGGCAAGAAGGUUGUCAGCUUGAGCCGGACAGGCAGCUGGAGAAUAUGGGAACAUGAUACCGAUGCGGACAUCUGGGUACAAAAGUUCGGUAUUUCAGGACAUGUGCGUUCCGUCAAUGGAGUGCAAUGGGAGCCGAGCGGUGGUUAUUUGCUUUCUACCAGUUCCGACCAGACCACGCGUCUUCAUGCUCAAUGGAAGCGAGAGGACAAGUGCUCGUGGCAUGAAUUUUCCCGUCCUCAAAUUCAUGGAUACGACCUGAAUUGCGUCGAUACCUUGGGACCGUUGCAAUUCGUGACUGGCGCCGACGAAAAAUUGUUGCGAGUUUUCAAUGAACCUAAGCAGAUCGUGGAGUUGCUUGAGAAGUUGACUGGCUUCAAGCAGACAGUUGAAGGCGAGCUGCCGGAUACCGCUGAGAUCCCGGUCUUGGGUCUGUCAAACAAAGCUCAUGGUGAUGAGGCUCCAGUGGAGGAUGAGGAUGAGGAAGUCAGCACCCCGCGUGUAGCUGCAAACACCUUGUUAGCCGAAACUCCACCGCUUGAAGAUCAGCUAGCACGAUAUACCUUGUGGCCGGAACACGAGAAGCUCUAUGGCCACGGUUACGAAAUCUCUGCUGUUGCCGUCAGCCAUGAUCGCAGGCUCAUUGCCACUGCCUGCAAAGCCACAUCACUAGAUCACGCCGUGAUUCGCUUGUACGAUACCUGCGACUGGCACGAGAUCAAACCUUCACUUGCAGCACAUACGCUGACCAUCGCGGACCUGUCAUUCUCUGAUGAUGACCGUUACCUUCUUAGUGUGGGCCGAGACCGACAGUGGGCUGUCUUCGUGCGAAGUGUUCAGGACCCGACCACCUUCAACAAAUACGCAUCAAACCCCAAGGGUCACUCCAGAAUGAUUUUUGGUGCAGCCUGGGCACCUUAUACAGCCACACAGCCAGUCUUUGCCACGGCAGGCCGCGACAAAUCCGUCAAGAUUUGGCAAAAAGCCGAGGACGAAGAGAGUUUCCUCUGCCAAAGCACUAUUGCACUGACAUCCGCGGUCUCGGCAAUUGCUUUCUUAUCUUCUCCGUACAAAAAUUCGUUUUUCCUCGCAGCGGGCGAAGAUGGCGGUGCUAUUUCCAUCCACCGAGUCGACAUUCAGAGUCUGGAAGCUCAGCAUGUUGUCAGCAUCGAUCCGCUUAUUGCACCAUCAAGGGCAAUUACUCAGCUGUCAUGGCGACCAGUACCUACCGCCGACGCGGAUAGUCUCGAGCGAUUUGAACUGGCUGUUGCGAGUGAAGAUACAUCAACGCGCAUUUAUACCAUUUCAAACAUAGCAUGA